AUGAUUUCUGACGACUUCAAAUACUUUUGCUUGAGUGGCGAUAUCCCAAUCGGCGGGCCCAGCACUUGGCAUGUCGUCGAUUGGGACCAGAGACGGGUUGUCUCUGUGACGAUGGACGGGGAGCAGGAUGAUGACAGCCUCGCUAUCAGACACUUCCGACGUCAUGCCAGCUCUCUCCCUCUUGGCAUCCACAGGAUUUAUGUAUCGCACACCGGCGAAAUUAUCUGUGCGUAUAGUGAUGCCGACAAUGACCCAACAUAUUGCGUCCAUUAUCCCUUCCUUCACGAUAUUGUGGUUCCGGAAGGCAUCCAAACAGUGCACCGAGACGAGCUAGAAGAACUUGACCGUCUCGGACCCGAUGUCGAUCUUGUAUCUUAUCCUUUAUCUGACAGAGAGUCAGCCAAGAAGCAGGUCGUCUUCAAAUACUAUUUCCUGUACCAGUACGCACAAAGUUCGUGGAAGGAAAUGAAUCUCUGGAUGCGUCUGCCGCGACAUCCAAACAUCGUUCCGUUUGACCGCAUUGUCAUCGACGAACUGGAGGACCGUGUCGUCGGAUUCACAAACCUCUACAUACCUAGCGGCAAUUUGGAGGAUAGUCCACCGCGCGAAUUCAAGCUGCAAUGGUUACAGGACCUCAUUAGUGUUGUGGACGACUUGAACCUCCGUUACGGCAUCGCCCAUCAAGAUAUCGCCCCACGAAAUCUCCUUGUUGAUGAAUCAACAGAUUCAAUCAUGAUAUUUGAUUUCAACUAUGCGGCCCGCAUUAACUGUCCUUCGCCUAAUGAAGGGGAGAGCUACGAGGAGGAGCGUAAUGACGUCAAGGGCGUCAUUUUUACUCUAUACGAGAUCAUCACUCGUGACAGGAGUUUACGCGAAAAGCCCUAUGAAGAACAGAACCUUGAUGACAUUGAGUCGGAGUGGAUCAAGCACCCCGAAGUUCAGCUAGACCACCCGAUUGCUUCUUAUCGGCUUGUGUUAAAAGAAUGGCGAGAACAAAGAGGAGUGUAUCUCUCCAAAACGCGAACCGGGGUAUUGCCAGACGCUAUCGACUGGCCUGUCAGACCUAAGCUCCCGCCAACGACAAUCUUCACUAUGGAUGAGCAUGGGCAGCCACGCUCGUUAAUAGUAGAUGAUUGGUGGUAUGAGAGGCGGCAGGAUGUAUUGAGUAAGGGUGGAAAGGUCUUGAACUGGGAGCGACCGCCACAGGGGCUUUUCAAACAAGGAUUGCGGGUCCUCUCGACGGGUGAAACAAUUGAUUCUAUGCCACCAGAAAGAUCAACACUUCUUUCCUCUGGCAAAGAGCGUGUUCAAUCCGAUAGGAUGGGGGAGAUGUCACGAACCUAA
Messenger RNA from Thyridium curvatum, 1344 nucleotides. RefSeq lists its product as uncharacterized. The record is from RefSeq and is a predicted model, not a curated record. Gene Ontology annotation, biological process: protein phosphorylation. Lineage: Eukaryota; Fungi; Ascomycota; Sordariomycetes; Thyridiales; Thyridiaceae. The transcript has 2 exons. Gene Ontology annotation, molecular function: protein kinase activity; ATP binding. Bases 1 to 1344 code for a protein of 447 amino acids.